Molecule: messenger RNA, 1239 nt
Organism: Phytophthora sojae
Lineage: Eukaryota; Oomycota; Peronosporomycetes; Peronosporales; Peronosporaceae
Exons: 2
Coding region: 1-1239 (412 amino acids)
Biological process (GO): protein phosphorylation
Molecular function (GO): ATP binding; protein serine/threonine kinase activity
Source: RefSeq, a predicted model, not a curated record
AUGAAGGACGAAGACGACUUCCGCCUGUCCAAGGCCGCCGAGAACCAGUUGGCGCGCACGCUGCGCAAUGAGGAGAGCGGGCGCACGCGCCACACGGGCCGCGACGACCGCGCCACGACGGAGCAGGUGCUGGACCCGCGCACGCGCAUGAUCCUCUACAAGAUGCUCAACCACGGCAUCGUGACGGAGAUCAACGGCUGCCUGAGCACGGGCAAGGAGGCCAACGUAUACCACGCGCGGCUGCCCGACGGCCGCGAGGGCGCCAUCAAGGUGUACAAGACGUCCAUCCUGGUCUUCAAGGACCGCGAGAAGUACGUCUCGGGCGAGUUCCGCUUCCGCCACGGCUACUCCAAGAGCAACCCGCGCAAAAUGGUCAAGCUCUGGGCCGAGAAGGAGAUGCGCAACCUGCGGCGCCUGCGCGACGCGGGCAUCUACUGCCCCGCGCCCAUCCUGCUGCGCUCACACGUGCUGCUCAUGGACUUCAUCGGUCGCGACGGCUGGGCCGCCCCGCGCCUCAAAGACGCCAAGAUCAGCGACUCCAGGUACCGGGAGUGCUACCUCUACUGCGUCAAGAUGAUGCGCACCAUGUACCAGAAGUGCCGCCUCGUGCACGGCGACCUGAGCGAGUACAACAUCCUGUACUACAAGACCAAGCUCUACUUCAUCGACGUGUCGCAGUCCGUGGAGCACGAGCACCCGAGCGCCAACGAUUUCCUGCGCAAGGAUUGCCGCAACAUCGCAGACUACUUCCGCAAGACCGGCGCGCUUAACCCCAUGACCACGCAGGAGCUCUUCGAUUUCGUCACGGACUCGCGUAUUGCCGACGAGGAUGUAGACGACCACCUUGAAGCCAUUCAGCGCGUGAUCGCUGAGCGCCCCGUGGAGCGGACCAACGAGGAGCAGGUGGACGAGGCUGUUUUCAUGAGCACCUUCAUCCCGCGCUCGCUGGGCGAAGUGCUGCACUCGGAGCGCGAGCAGCUCGCGUACCAGGAAGGAACGAUGGAGAAGUCGUUGGUGACGGCUAUUUCCCGUCUCGAAGUUGAGCAGGGGAUGGUGCCUGCUCCAGCAAUGCAGGAAAAGCGUGAGGAACGUGAGAAGAUGAAGGCGCUGGAGAAGCAGAACAAGAAGGUCCGCAAGCAGGAGACGAAGGACGAGAAGAAGGCGAAGCGGGCGACAAAGAUUCCGAAGCACGUCAAGAAGCGCCACAAGAAGCUUGCGCACCAGAAGAAGAAAAAGUAA